AGCAUUGGCACAAGAGACAUCCCAUAGUCCUUCAGCAUUCUGUGGAGCACAGUUCGAAGCUGUGCGCACAGUUUGCUGAUCAACUGGUCCAGAAGGCUGCACUUUUCAGCGCAAUGAAUCCACAAGAUCAGGCCAACAACCCUUACUACCAACAAUGGGGAAUGUCCGGUGCGGCAAUGCAGAAUAUGCAAAACAUGCAGGAGGCCAUGCAAGGCCAAGGCAUGGGCUAUGGAAUGUCGCAGCCUAAAGAUGUGGAAGUUGAGGGUCAUGAGGGUCAUGAGGACGAGGAAGGCAGUCUCUGGUAGUCUCGGGCAGGUUUAAACCACGUCACGAAAAGUCUGAAGGUAGUGGUUCAUUGGUGUGUGCUCAUUUGUUGAGGCUGGAAUGGGGAGACUGAGAAUGCUCCUCUGAAACCCAUCUGUAAUGCUCCUUCUUACCAGGAAUCAACCGAUGUCUGCCGAAGCCGUUUCUUCAAGAACCGCCCCCGAUUUUGAUCCCUCUCCCCUUCGCAUCUCAAGACGCCAUGUCCACUGCUCCUUCCAAACGUGGUCUUCUGGUGGCGGGCCUCACCAGCGCCGUUGCCGCUCCUCUCUUUGUGACGCCCAGCGGCGCUGCAGGUGCCUCUGCACCCGUGCGCUCUCAUGCCGCCGGGGUGGCCUCCGAAUUCGCCUUCAACGGCGCCUCAGCGCCCGGAGUCUCUGCUGUGGCCAUGACCAUGCUGGGCGCGUCUGCUGUGGCGGGUGCCCGGCGCAAGAGCAAGGUGCUGCGGCACUCCGCCGAGACGUUCCAGCAGCAGGCGAUGCAGUAUCCAUCAGCCUAUGAAGACAUCGCUGAGGUGAACAAGAAGGAGAAGAAGGCCGACAUCAUCUGCACCAUUGGACCCAAGUCAUGGGACCCCGAGGUGUUGGUCAAGCUGAUGAAAGCAGGCAUGAACGUGAUCCGAUGCAACAUGUCUCAUGGCGAUCACGAGGAGCAGAGCAUGAAGCUGGCAAAUUUGGAGAAGGCUUACGAGCUGGCUCCAGAGUUCAAGGGAAAGAUGAAGAUCUUGAUGGACACCCGUGGCCCUGAGAUUCGCACUGGGACCUUCGAGGUCUACAAUUCCAAAAAGGAGUUGAAAGCCGGCCAGGACUUCAAGCUGGUGACGGACUACGAGCAGAAGGGUGAUGAGACCAUGGUGGCCAUCACCUACGCGCAGUUGCCCAAGAGCGUCAAGAAGGGUCAGCGCAUUCUCGUCCAGGAUGGCACGGUGAUUCUCAUCGUCGAGGAAUGCGGUGAUGACUAUGUCAUGUGCAAGGUGGUGAACAACUGCAAGCUGGGUGAGAAGAAGAACGUGAACGUCCCAGGUGUCAAAGUCGAGAUUCCCGUGGUGGGCGAGCGUGAGAUCAAGGACAUCGCGGACUGGGCGGUGCCCAAUGAUGCUGACUACAUCGCCCUGAGCUUCGUGCAGAGCGCACAGGACGUGAAGGACUGCAGGAAGCACUUCAAUGGCAAGGACAUCAAGGUCAUCUCGAAGAUUGAGAACGUCGAAGGGCUGAAGAACUUCGAAGAGAUCCUGGAGGAGUCCGAUGGCAUCAUGGUGGCUCGAGGUGACCUGGGCAUGGAGAUCCCCAUGGAAAAGGUCUGGAUGGCGCAGAAGAUGAUGCUCAAGAAGACCAAGGCCGCUGGCAAGUAUGCGGUCUGUGCCACCGAGAUGUUGGCGUCCAUGGAAGACAAGCCUUUCCCCACGCGCGCCGAGGCCUGCGACGUGGCGAACGCCAUUUUGGACGGUGCCGAUGCGGUGAUGUUGAGCAGCGAGAGCGCCAUGGGCAAGUUCCCCGUGGAGACCGUGAACACCAUGAGGAGAAUCGUUGAGGAGGCUGAGCAUGCUCUUGUUCAGGAGCCAGUUCCUGCCUGAGACUGCAACUAGUCUCACUGAAGCUGGAAGACCAAUGAGUUUGUCUCCAGCCAGAAAUUCUCGUUGCCUCCAAACACAUGACUGCUUUGGUUGAGCGAUAUGCGUUUAGAUGGACUACUUGGAAUGAAGCUUCAAGCGGAUGGUUUUGACAAGUCUGUGGCAACAUUUCGGGGCUCCUUUUCCUUUCGGCCAUGGCAGCACUGCCAACAUGGCCCAACUUUCCGCCGCCAGCGAAUCAGCCUGGCUCCUUUGAAAAAAAGGCGAAGCAUCCGAGAAAUCGCGCCGCAAUGGAAUG
Messenger RNA from Durusdinium trenchii, 2189 nucleotides. Lineage: Eukaryota; Dinophyceae; Suessiales; Symbiodiniaceae. The record is from the annotation of a GenBank genome assembly.